Messenger RNA from Meriones unguiculatus (Mongolian gerbil), 1912 nucleotides. Its product is annotated as cytochrome P450 2C26-like. Gene Ontology annotation, biological process: xenobiotic metabolic process. NCBI's taxonomy places the organism in Eukaryota, Metazoa, Chordata, Mammalia, Rodentia, Muridae. Gene Ontology annotation, cellular component: intracellular membrane-bounded organelle; cytoplasm. The coding region runs from base 48 to 1400 and encodes 450 amino acids. The record is from RefSeq and is a predicted model, not a curated record. The transcript is spliced from 9 exons. Gene Ontology annotation, molecular function: iron ion binding; oxidoreductase activity, acting on paired donors, with incorporation or reduction of molecular oxygen, reduced flavin or flavoprotein as one donor, and incorporation of one atom of oxygen; heme binding.
AAGCUCUGUGCUGCCUGAUCACAGCUGGGUCAGUAAGGAGAGUCUCCAUGGAUCCAGUCAUGGUCUUGGUGCUCCUGGUGCUCAGUCUGUCCUGUCUGCUUCUCCUCUCACUCUGGAAACAGAGCUCUGGGAGAGGGAAGCUCCCUCCAGGUCCCACUCCUCUCCCAAUUAUUGGCAAUUUCCUCCAGAUAGAUGUGAAGGAUAUUCAACAAUCCUUAACCAAUUUAUCAAAAGUCUAUGGCCCUGUGUUCACACUGUAUCUGGGCAUGAAACCCACUGUGGUGUUGCAUGGCUAUGAGGCAGUGAAGGAAGCCCUGAUUGAUCGUGGGGAGGAGUUUUCUGGAAGAGGAAGGAUUCCAGUUUUCGAUAAAAUUUUUAACGGCCUGGGCAUUAUUUUUAGCAAUGGAAAUAUAUGGAAAGAUAUAAGGCGUUUCUCACUCAUAACCCUGAGGAAUUUGGGCAUGGGGAAAAGGAGCAUUGAGGACCGCGUUCAAGAGGAAGCACAGUGCCUUGUGGAGGAACUGAGAAAAACCAAAGGCUUACCUUGUGAUCCCACCUUCAUCCUGUAUUGUGCUUCCAGCAAUAUCAUCUGCUCCAUUGUUUUCCAGAAUCGUUUUGAUUAUAAAGAUCGGGAUUUUCUUAACUUGCUGGAAAAACUGAAUGAGAACACCAAGAUUUUGAGCUCCCCCUGGAUGCAGGUUUGCAAUAUGUUCCCCAUUCUGCUUAAUUUUUGUCCAGAAAGUUAUAACACAUUUUUAAAAAAUCAUACUUAUAUUAAAAGUUACCUAUUGGAGAAAAUAAAAGAACAUGAAGAGUCAUUGGAUGUUGCAAAUCCUCGGGACUUUAUUGAUUUUUUCCUAAUUAAACGAAGGCAGGAAAACUGCAAUCAAUUGUCGAACUAUACACUUGAACACCUGACAACAACAGUGGGUAAUUUGUUUGUUGCUGGGACAGAGACAACAACAUCAACGCUGAGAUAUGCUCUCCUCCUGCUACUGAAGCACCCCCAUGUCAAAGAUAAAGUCCAGGAAGAGAUUGACCGUGUGAUGGGUAGACACCGCAGGCCCUGCAUGCAGGACAGGAGCCACAUGCCCUAUACAGAUGCCAUGAUUCACGAGGUCCAGAGAUUCAUUGAUCUCAUCCCCAACAGCUUGCCCCAUAAAGUGACCUGUGAUGUGAAGUUUAGGAACUACCUCAUCCCUAAGGGAACAACGGUAAUAACAUCAUUGUCGUCGGUGCUGCAUGACAACAAGGAAUUCCCCAACCCAGAGACCUUUGACCCUGGCCACUUUCUAGAUGAGGAAGGAAACUUUAAGAAAAGUAACUACUUCAUGCCUUUCUCAACAGGUCUAUCUCUAUGUGGAAGAGGAAACUACUACACUCCAAGCAGAGAGGAAUGAUUCCUCUCCACACCUGCCAUCUCCCUUGGAUCUGCUUGGACCACAAUAGCAGCUAUUGUCCACACACACCUGGCUGAAGACUUCCAAGAGGAGCUUGAUCAGGCCAUGAUAUCCACUGCUGACAAGCCUUCAAUUCCUCCAGCAAUAUAUGAACUCUUUUGCUAGGUCCUGAUCCAAAACAGGAAAACUAGACCUAAUGACUACCACACAUGGGGGGACUUGGAUAGUAUUGAAGAAAUGCUUUGUCUAUGUAAAUGUAUUAAAUGUUAUUUGAAAUCAUUGUUAAUACCCUCAAGAAACUCUGCACAGGGGUCUUUUCUGAGCCUGAUACUCCACCAAGGACCAUGUAUGGAUAUAACCUAGAACCUCUGCUUGGAUGUAGCCCGUGGUAACUCAGUAACCAAGUGGGUUUCCCUAGUAAGGGGAACAGGUACUAUUUCUGACAUGAACUCAAUGGCAGGCUCUUUGAACUCCCCACCCCCCAAGGGAGGAGCAGUCCUGCUAGGCCACAG